This is a messenger RNA of Arachis duranensis, 1746 nucleotides long. Its product is annotated as protein FAR1-RELATED SEQUENCE 5-like. Lineage: Eukaryota; Viridiplantae; Streptophyta; Magnoliopsida; Fabales; Fabaceae. Gene Ontology annotation, biological process: regulation of DNA-templated transcription. The transcript is spliced from 3 exons. The coding region runs from base 1 to 1746 and encodes 581 amino acids. The record is from RefSeq and is a predicted model, not a curated record.
AUGCAGCUGCUGAUAGUACUGGCAAUUAUGUUCGACGUAAAUUCUUGUGCAACAGAGCAGGUGGUGAGAGAGAAGAAAUGCUAUGCAACUACUGGUAAAAUAAGAAAGCAGAAACCUGAGACCAGAACAAAUUGUAAUGCAAUGUUGUCAAUUUAUCUUGACAAGAGUUGUUCAAUGUGGAAAGUCAGAAAGAUGGUAGAGGAUCAUAACCAUCCUUUGAUACCUCUUAAAUUAGUUCACCAAAUUCCAAAUCAUCGUACAAUGACAGAUGCAGACAAGGCACAAGUGGAUAGUAUGCAUAGACAUGGUCUCCCACCUUCGAAGAUCAUGGGUCUUAUUGCUGGACAAGCCGGUGGUUAUGAAUUUGCUGGUUUUACAAAAAAAGAUUUGGAUAACUAUAUUGAAAGAAAUCUACGUUCAAAGAUCAUUGAAGGAGAUGUAAAUGCAACUCUUAAUUAUUUGCAUGGAAAAGCAGAGGAUGCACCAAUGAUGAUUGUGAGACAUAGUUUAACAGAUGAUGAUAAAUUGGAGCAUUUAUUCUGGGCGGAUGAUUUAAGUCGAUUUGACUAUCAAUAUUUUGGUGAUGUUCUAGCAUUUGAUUCUACCUACAGAAAAAAUAAGUAUAAUAGGCCGCUAGUUAUCUUUUCAGGCACAAACCAUCAUCGCCAAACUUGUAUUUUUGGCUUCGGUUUGCUAGCAGAUGAACAAACAAAAUCAUACAAGUGGUUACUAGAUAACUUUUCAGAGGCGAUGAUGAAUAAGCAUUCGAGUCUUGUCAUAACAGAUGGUGAUAAUGCCAUGAAGAGUGCAAUUGAAGAAGUUUUUCCAAAUGCUACCCAUAGAUUGUGUGCUUGGCAUCUGUAUAAAAAUGCAGUAUCUCAUAUCAAGGACACAGAAUUUCGUGAGAAAUUUAAGAAAUGCUUGUAUGCCAAAUUUGAAUGUGAUGAAUUUGAAGAGUAUUGGCAUGACAUGGUUGAAAGGUUUAAUCUUGUGGGAAACGACUGGGUAGAAAAACAAUAUAGAAGGAAAGAACAGUGGGCUACUGCUUAUUUGAGUAGCAAGUUCUGCGCUGGAUUUAGAACUACAUCCAGAUGUGAAGGUAUAAAUUCUUUCAUUAAAAGCUUUGUUGACUCAAGGGAUAGUAUACUUGCAUUGGUGCAAAACCUUGAACGUGCUUUAAGGGACUACAGAAAUAAUGAGAUUGUUGCUGAAUUCAAAACAAUAAAUGGAGAACAUGUGCCCACAACAGGUUUACAUUCUCUCGAGCGUCAUGCUGCAUCAGUGUAUACUAGGGAGAUAUUUUGGAAAAUAUUAGAAGAGAUUAAAAGUGUGGCAGCUUUGGAUAUUGUGUCGUCUGGUAGUCGUUCAACAACUACAGAGUACAAGAUCAUCAAGUAUGGAAGACCUGAUCAUGAGUACAUUGUUUUAUAUGAUCAAGAUACUCAAAAAAUGAUUAAGGAAUUCCCAGAAACUCUUAUAUUAAAAAGAUGGACUAAAGACGUUAAAAAAAUUGACGAUGAUCAAGGUAACAUAAACGGAAAAGAGGAUGAUGAAAGGAGCAUUCUGAUGCGGAUAGGUGCAUUAUCAGUUGCUAGUUCUCGUAUGAUAUACUUAGGAGGCAUAAAAUUGUCUCAUUUUCCUUAUAUGGUCCCAUUCCCAGUCAUAGAUGGUUGCUACAGCAUGCGAAUGAUUCGAUUUUUUAUUUUGACAGGCCAUGCAGAAUACACACAGUCAAAUAAGGAGUGA